This is a messenger RNA of Plectropomus leopardus (leopard coralgrouper), 293 nucleotides long. The record is from RefSeq and is a predicted model, not a curated record. NCBI's taxonomy places the organism in Eukaryota, Metazoa, Chordata, Actinopteri, Perciformes, Serranidae.
UUGGUGUGAUAUGUGCAGCUCCGGCGGUGGAAGGAGCGUGGUGGAGAGCUCAGGUCAUCACCUUCUACAAAGAAACCAGUGAAGUGGAGAUCAGAUAUGUGGACUACGGCGGCUACGACAGAGUGAAGAUCGACUCACUACGGCAAAUAAGGUCUGAUUUUGUAACACUACCGUUUCAAGGUGCUGAAGUGCUGCUCGACAACAUCGCUCCUCUCCCAGGAGAGGAUCGUUUUUCGCCGGAGGCCACGUCAGCGCUGGAGGAGAUGACCAGAGGAGUGGCGCUGCUCGCACAG